CAGGCACGACGACUCUCCCGUUGCCUGUGCCACGGGAGUGGAGAAGCAAGUAACGGCGCAUGCGCCGGCACGCACUGCCGAUUCCACCAGAAGGUAAGAGAACAGGAGGGGGGAGACGUCAUUCUUGUGGCCGUAGCGGCACCUUCUUACAGCUUCCCUCUCUCUCUCUCACCUGGCCGCCGACGACGUCGGUGGAAAGAGCCGCCGAGAGGCCGACCGACAAACCAGCCGACGCGCCACGCUGGACCUGGCGGCCGCUCCUUUCGACGCUGCCCCUGUGCGUUCGUGACGCCGCGAGUGCGUCGUGCCCGUGGGUGUGUGUGCGUUCCUGGAGAGUACCCGGCGCAACCUCUGCUCGCUCGUGUCGCCAUCGCAGAGAACAAGCCACGAGUGGUGUGAAACUCGACGCCGAGGCCAUCGCAGUCCCAGCAUCACUCCUCGAGGAGCAUCCAUCUUUCAAGUUGUGUCGGGCGCUGGUGUUUCUCGUAGCGGUCGAAACGAUGCCUUCUUCGCGAGGAAUGCGGUGCGGCUUCCAUCCGACCACUAGAAGCAGUGCUCGGCAGUGAUUCGUCGUACGCUCCCUGCGACUUGGAUUCCCGGUGCCCGCGGGUUGACGACGCGGCGGCGUGUGUACGUCUUCUCUCGUGUUUCUUUUGUGCAUUUCUGAAGAGGAACGGCAAAGGCAGGUGACCCUGGCCCUGGGAUGUUGUCUGAGCCGCGGCGUUCGCAGCAGCAGCAGCAGCAGCAGCAGCAGCAGCGCUCAUCGCAUGAGGACGGUCACCAGUCCUCGUCCAAUGGACGCCGCCAGCCCAACGGAGCAGUUCUGAGCAACGGACACCAUCAGGCCGCCUGGCAGAACAGCUACAACAGGCCACCCAGCCGGCAUAACCAGCAGCACAGCCACCACCACCAUCAGCAGCUGCAGCAGCAGCUCCAGCAGCAGCUCCAGCAGCAGCAGCAACAGCAGCAACAGCACAUCCACCAGCACCACCACCAGGGACCGCGGCGUCCGUCGUCGCCGUCGGACGAGACCAGCAGCUCGUCGGACGACCGCGAGGAGAUGGCCCGCUCGCUGGUGCGGAGACCCGGAGGAGGAGGAGGACACCCGAACAAACACUGGGCACCGGGCGCCGGCCACGACUUCCGCGGAACGCUCAGGUCCACGCGUAGCGUUCCGGCCCUGGCCCUGGCCACGUGGGACGGCGAGCCGUGCCCGUCCACGGCCACGGCCCGGCCGCCUUCUACCCGCCGACGCACGGACACCCGCCACCUCCAGCCACUCCGCAGCAAGGCAUGCCACCACCACCCAUGUCGGCCCAGGCAACCAUGGUUCGGCUCUAUGUUCGACGUGCGGCCCGGGUUCUACCCGCUGACGCCGCUGGACCGCAAGUCGAUGCACGGCUCCAUGAGCGUGCUGAACGUGCCCCCGCCUCUUCCCCCCGUGCUGCCCCCGGUGGGCGGUCCCCCCCUGCCCCCCAUGGGCCCGCCGCCGUUCCUGCCCCCUCCGCACCUGAUGCCUCCCAUGAUGCGGCCCCGGCCGUACGUGUACCCGGCCGAACCGCUACCCACGCGGGACCCGUACCGCUCCAAGACGCCCGUCCUUCAGCAGCCCAAGAUGGAACAGGACUACUACUCGGUGGACCAGGUCUGCUGCAAGGGUCACCUCAUCGUGCUUUGGAUCAUCCUGGCGGUGGUCACGAUAGGCGUAAUCCUCGGCAUAAUCUUGGGGGUCACCGUCACCUAAGCCUACACUUCACCGACGGGACUCAAUUGAAUAGCGGGGGGGAUUUUUCAAGGAUGCCUACUGGUUCAACGCAUUCGCGAACUUCUACCUGACUGAGCCUGUCUGCGGUGUCCUACCAAAGUGGUGUUGCACACUUCAAAGCGACAACUGGUUGGCACUGCUUGUUAACUUUUUUGUUGUACUAUCGCAAAAAAAUAUAUAUUUUUGUGUUGUUUUCUUCAGUACAUCACACAUUCAGUAGAGUUUCCUAGCAGACCGAGAAUCCUGUUCCAGUGCGAUUUCGGAGCCACUGCGCAUGCGCUUAAGAACACACACACGUCACUUUAUUUUUAAUUUUUUUUCAUUAAGUACAUGUUGCUCGCUGUGUUCGUGGUAUGUAACAUUAACUGCUGCCAUGUAGAAAGGUCUUAAGACGAAAACAGCGCGAAAACAGUCACAUAGCAAGUGACGUACAUUGUGUUGCGUCAGUGCUUUCGUACUCCGGCCGUUUUUUAUUGAGGACUUGAAAGCUUUUAGCAAAAUUUACGCAGCUAGGGACGUUCGAAAGGAAAUUCGAAGCGUCGCUUCAAAGUCUAACUAUGCAAGAGAAACAGGUCUUUCCACAGAAACUAAUAGAAUGUUUAGGUCACACAAAGUCGUCAUUUAAGUUGUACUUAACAUGGCACCAUUCUGGUCGUGUGAGUUCGCAAGAGUCCUAUUCACAAUAUAUAGCAGUAUUUUGCAUAGUAAUGUAUAAUGCAUAAAUGUAUUCUGCUUCAACUGCUGUAACAUGUUCACUUAACGGAACUGCGACAUUUCUUCUUUGUUGCAGAGUUACAAGGCUGGCAUAGUCAAACUUUACAUAUAUAUUUUUUUUAAUUCCGUGAAUUUUUACAGAAGCAGCCGAUGACCGAAAUUAGAAUGCUGCUCUCAAUAGCGCCACUUAAAUUCGAUUCACUCCUAAAUGGAACAAAUUUCACAUAAAUAAGUUUAGUGCGUAGCUAUUUACAGAAUUUAUUUAUUUCAUACUGUGCAUGUACUUGAAUACGAACUGCCUCUGGUAAGGAUUCCUCUUUGGGCGAAACGUUACCUCUGGAGCGUAUAUUAGGAUUCAUGAAAACACAGAUAUCAUUUUUCUAGGCAUCCAACACCAAAUUUGAUGAAGGCUGUUUCAAUCGAAAGACUUGAAAUCAACCACUGUUAUAAAGGAGAUUUUACUUUUGGGCCACGACUUUUGCUGGAAAUCAAAUUGCAUGCAAAAUUUGCUGAAAAUCGAAAAUAUUAAACCCCUGAAGCAGCAAAUUUACAUUUCCAUGCAGCACCAGUAAAAAAUAUAUAAUAAUUCUGUUACAGCAUUCAUUGGGACAUUUCAACCGUACAAAAGAGACCACUUAAGAUAUACAAAUAAUAAUGAAUCAAAACCAGUAAAAAAGAUAUAUUUUUGCAGCAUUUAUUGCGACAUCUCAACCGUAAAAAAGAGAUAUGUUAUAGACCACUCGAACAUACAUAAAUAAUUAAUGAAUCAAGCCUUUGCAUAACUCCGUAAACAGUGUAACGAUUUGACGUGAGCUGGCAACAUAAACAUCAAACUUGCCCUCAAGUCUCUCUAAUAGAUGUAGCGUGCAGAAUUUUGUUAUCUGUUUUUUAUGCUUAGCUACGAAAUUACAAACUUCGCGUUCAAUUUUGUUUCUUAUUUGCAGAUUUUCGGCAAUUUUUUCAAAGCAGCUUGAGGCCCAACAUAAAAAUCAUGCUUCUUAGAGUAACUACAAUAAAGGUUUCCGUAUUAAACGCAAUAAAUUUCACACAUAUUGAUUCCGUGAUAGUCUUAUGAGAGCGUUCCAGCGCUUCCUAUGUAUUUGAAUAGGCAAAUCAAAUUUGGCCCCAAGAUAGACAAUCUUAAAUUGCCGAGGCGGCUUUGCGCAGUUGCAGUGGCUCCAAAUCAGCGCAAGUGCCUCUCUUACUGGAUUCUCGGUCUCUCGCAAAUCUGCAUAUUUCCAAUGACGAAUUGUCAUUGACGGCAGCGCGUUCCUUUCCGUCCGCAGUCGCCAUGCGCGAGUUCUAUCGCGAUAUAUAUUUUUUUCUUUCCCAUUCCACUUAACGGUGGCAGAUAUUGUUACGUCACUACGACACGUUCUAAGUAGCAUCUCCUCGAGUACACUGACCUCGCCAAUAAUGCAGUUAAAACAAAUAAAGAGCAUUUCCUGCUUAUCGCAUUAGUCCUAUAAAUGCCCAUCACGUCUCCUCUGUAAGGCCUAGGGAGUGAGCGGCACGCUAUGGAGUGUACUAUAUUUUCCCGUCGCGAUAUUCAGGCCUGAGGCGAAAGGUGGCCCCUAUACGGAAGCACGUGGUGUGGACUGCGGGAUACUUGUCGUUAUCUCGAUGUUCCCUCGCGACUGGUGCGUGUGCGCGCACACAUCGCUGGCCUAAGACUCUUAGGACUGCGUUGCUCAGCUCGUUCGUCGCGUCAGGUAGAUAGGAGAGAAAUGUUUCGAUGUCGUCGCCUCGGACAUACACUGCCGCGAAAGACGCGAUUCGUGAACACUGAUAGCAGGAAGUGUACAGUAUUUAAGAAAGGUAAGCGUGGCACCAAUUAUAUUGCCCUGGUGUCGAUUGAACGUAAGCUAUAGGUUGUAGCAGAGACCGACGCAGAAAGAAAAGCGCGGGUGGCCACAUCCGGCAACGAGCUUCAAGCAGGUCACGUGACAUGGGGUAGUCGCGGUGGAGAAGUGCGAACAAGCAGCCCCGAACUAAGGGGCUGUAAUUUUCCAAUGCCGGCAUAAGGAGUGUCUCGGAUAGCCCUUGUAAAUGAUUGUAUUCCGGCAAGUAGCUGAUGUUACGCCCAAAACUUGUUGAAGGUGGCGCAGCAAGUCGACAUUUCUUUUUCUCUCUCGCUUUUUGCUACCGGAUAUGCACUUCUAAACUGCCCUUGAUGAACGCACAGAGUACGGUUUGGGCCAUAGCUCCAGUAGUUCGGGACCCGGCGCACGGCCCGCAGCCCACCCCGCUUCCCUUUCUUGGUAUGUAUAGAAUAAUUGCCGGACAGUGUGUAUAGUAAUUGCCGGACAUUUAAGUGACUAGCGAAUGUCAGUUGCCACCCGCCACCCUCGGUGCCUUUCUUAUGAGCACUUCACACGCCGCUGCGUGGCGUUAGACAUAACAGGGUGUUUCCUCGGAAGGCGCGGUCACUGAAAAGUUAAAUCUGUAAUCAUGGCUGGGUGUACUGGUAAAGGCAGCAAAGCUGUUACGAAUAGAUUUCUUUCUUUUUUGGCAACAUGCUUUUUUGUCCAAGAGUCAUCACUGUUUGGGGCACCACGAUUCCGGUGCUUUCGGCCGUGUUCACGUUACUCUUGCCAGUACCGUGUGCCUCACUCAAACAGUGGUAAAUGAGUGCAGAUUUUGUUUGACAAAUGCUCAGGGUGCACGGUUUGCCGUGUCUAAAAUGAAUGCGUCCUUACAGGGGGGCACCCCACGAACUCUGGUUGUAGCGAGCAUCCAUGAAUUGUUCCCUGUUUGGUUGACUUCGCUGAAGGAGUGUUCAUAAAGAAUGUAGCGCCAGUGCAUUCAUCAGAACUGCCGGCUACAAAUCGUGCCUUUUUUAAUAUGAAGUACAUUACUGAGAGUAUGUAUCUGAAUGAGUUGUGUAUCUUUAACAUAAUGAUAGUAAUAUAUGUGUCGAAUAUUAAAGCUUUCUUUCUUCAAAACCCA
This is a messenger RNA of Dermacentor silvarum, 5428 nucleotides long. RefSeq names its product atrophin-1. The coding region runs from base 704 to 1744 and encodes 346 amino acids. Lineage: Eukaryota; Metazoa; Arthropoda; Arachnida; Ixodida; Ixodidae. The record is from RefSeq and is a predicted model, not a curated record. The transcript is spliced from 6 exons.